Molecule: messenger RNA, 2985 nt
Organism: Mollisia scopiformis
Lineage: Eukaryota; Fungi; Ascomycota; Leotiomycetes; Helotiales; Mollisiaceae
Product: DNA mismatch repair protein msh-2
Exons: 4
Coding region: 92-2842 (916 amino acids)
Biological process (GO): mismatch repair; mitotic recombination
Cellular component (GO): nucleus; MutSalpha complex
Molecular function (GO): mismatched DNA binding; ATP-dependent DNA damage sensor activity; ATP binding
Source: RefSeq, a predicted model, not a curated record
AGAACAAAGAAUAUCAUAGACAAAGUUCUGAAUUUGGAAGCAUACAACAUUUGUCAUAUAGUACUUUGAAAUUACAUAACAGGUAUCUACAAUGUCGUCCCGUCCGGAAUUAAAGGUCGACGACGAAGGAGGCUUUAUUAGUUUUUUCAAAUCUCUACCAGACUCAGACGAUGGGGCUAUUAGAGUCUUUGACCGUGGUGAUUGGUAUACAGCGCAUGGUGACGAUGCUUCAUUUAUUGCUAGAACAGUUUACAAGACAACAUCUGUCCUACGACAAUUGGGCAGGAAUGAUUCUACCGGCCUUCCCUCCGUCACGAUGACCAUUACCGUAUACAAGAACUUCCUCCGAGAAGCUCUUUUCCACCUGAACAAACGAAUUGAGGUCUGGGCCAGCUCGGGAAAAAUGAACUGGAAGAUCAUAAAGCAGGCAUCACCAGGAAAUCUGCAAGAUAUCGAAGACGAGCUCGGUGGCCAGUUUGAAGCAGCUCCUAUUAUCUUGGCUGUCAAAGUCUCAGCAAAGGCUUCGGAAGCCAGAAAUGUUGGAGUGUGCUUUGCGGACGCCAGCGUCAGGGAACUUGGCGUCUCAGAAUUCUUGGACAACGACUUAUACUCGAAUUUCGAAUCACUUCUCAUCCAGCUGGGCGUGAAGGAGUGCUUAAUCCAGGUGGACAAGUCGGGAAAAGAUAUUGAGCUAAAGAAACUCAAGGACAUCAUUGACAGUUGUGGAGUUGCGUUUUGCGAGAGGCAAAUAGGCGACUUCGCCACUAAAGACAUCGACCAGGAUCUUGCCAGACUCUUGAAGGAUGAGAAGGCUGCAGGAACCUUGCCUCAAACUGAUCUAAAGCUUGCAAUGGGUUCUGCAGCUGCACUGAUCAAGUACCUUGGAGUUAUGCACGAUUCUUCGAAUUUUGGUCAAUAUCAGCUGUAUCAACACGACUUAUCGCAAUUCAUGAAGCUUGAUGCAUCCGCACUCAAAGCCUUAAACUUGAUGCCAGGACCUAGAGAUGGUGCAAAGACCAUGUCUCUUUUUGGACUCCUCAACCACUGCAAAACUCCUGUUGGUAGCCGACUGUUAGCACAGUGGCUUAAGCAACCACUCAUGAGCAAGGAUGAGAUUGAGAAGAGACACCAAUUAGUGGAGGCAUUCGUUGAAGAUACCGAAUUACGGCAGACGAUGCAAGAAGAAAAUUUGAGGGCGAUUCCCGAUCUGUAUCGUCUAGCGAAGAGGUUUCAACGAAAAAUGGGGAAUCUUGAAGAUGUAGUCAGAGCAUGGCAGGUUGUGGUCAAGCUACCUGACUUCAUUAACACACUUGAAGGCGUGAUGGAUGAGCAGUAUCGAGACCCUCUGGACGAAGCAUACACAUCAAAGAUUAGAGAGUGUUCGGAUAGUCUUGAGAAGCUACGAGAAAUGGUGGAGACCACUGUCGACUUGGAAGCUGCCCAGAACCAUGAGUACAUCAUUAAGCCCGAAUUCGACGAGGGAUUGAAAAUCAUCCGAAAGAAGCUUGAUAAAUUGAGGCACGAAAUGGAUCAAGAACACAGAGCAGCUAGCCAGGACCUGGGUCAAGAAAUGGACAAGAAACUGUUUCUCGAAAACCACAAGGUCCACGGAUGGUGCAUGCGACUUACCAGGACAGAGUCAGGAUGUAUUCGGAACAACAAGAAGUAUCAGGAAUGUGGUACGCAAAAGAAUGGUGUCUAUUUCACAACACAGAAGUUGGUCAGCAUUCGCAGAGACUUUGACCAGCUGUCUGAGAACUACAACCGAACACAGAGUAGCUUGGUCAACGAAGUCGUAAGCGUGGCUGCUUCGUAUUGCCCGGUCGUCGAACAGCUGGCCGGCAUUUUAGCGCAUCUGGACGUCAUUGUCAGCUUUGCUCAUUGCUCAGUCCAUGCACCUACCUCGUACGUUCGGCCCAAGAUGCACCCUCGUGGUGAGGGUGAUACAAUCUUGAAAGAAGCUCGACAUCCAUGUAUGGAGAUGCAAGACGAUAUACAAUUUAUCACCAACGAUGUCAGCCUGAAAAGAGGAUCUUCUGAGUUCUUGAUCAUUACUGGUCCCAACAUGGGUGGUAAAUCCACUUACAUUCGCCAGAUUGGUGUCAUCGCUUUGAUGGCCCAAGUUGGCUGCUUCGUCCCUUGCUCAGAGGCAGAACUCACGAUCUUCGACUGCAUUCUUGCUCGUGUUGGUGCCAGCGAUUCUCAACUCAAGGGUGUGUCAACCUUCAUGGCUGAAAUGCUCGAAACGGCCAACAUUCUCAAGUCUGCAACCUCGGAAUCACUCAUCAUCAUUGACGAACUCGGUCGUGGUACUAGCACUUACGAUGGAUUCGGUCUAGCAUGGGCUAUUUCUGAGCACAUCGUGAAGGAGAUUGGCUGCUUCUCCAUGUUCGCUACCCAUUUCCACGAGCUGACUGCUUUGGUGGACCAAUAUCCACAGGUCCAAAAUCUGCACGUCGUGGCACAUAUUGACGAUAACGGCAAAGCAAAGAGAGAAGUAACACUACUUUACAAAGUUGAAGAAGGCGUUUGUGACCAGAGUUUUGGCAUUCACGUCGCGGAGUUGGUACGCUUCCCAGAGAAGGUUGUCAAUAUGGCCAAGAGGAAAGCAGAUGAGCUGGAAGACUUCACAAGCAAGCAUGAAGGCGAAGCAAUUUCGUACAAAAAGGAGGACGUUGAAGAAGGAAGUGCUUUGCUCAAAGAAGUCUUGCUCAAAUGGAAGGAAGAGUGUGAAGGCAAGGACUUGAGUAAGGACGAGAUGGUCAGUAAGAUGAGAGAGCUGGUGAAGGGUGAUGAGAAGCUGUUGGCCAAUCCGUUCUUCCAGAGUGUCAAAGCUUUGUAAUAAUUUGUAUGGAAUAUGGUAAUGUCCUGGCGUUUUGGUGGAGUCAGUCUUAAGGAAGUCAGUACAAGGUACGGAGUUAGAGCUUUGUACAAGAAAAAAUUUGCUGAAUUAAAUGAUGAUACUGCGAAGCCGGUCGAAUGACG